ACACUGCAGAAAAAAGCUCCAGGCCACAGAUGACCUCAAGUGGAACCAUGGGCCUUAAUUGUGGAAUUCCAUCAUUGAUCAUCCUGCUGUUUAUAUCAGUUUCAGGUACACUGGAUGUCAAUGUGUCCUGCAGUCUUCAGACUAUCUGUGCUCUGAGGGAAUCAGAGGUGGACCUGAAUUGCUCUUACUCAAACAUCACCAUCAAAACUGUCUUCUGGUUCAGCUUUAAAGAGAAAGCUAAAUGGAGGAAUGAGGAACAUCCAGAGGAUUUAGCUUUAGACCCAGACUAUGCAGGACGAGUGAACACUGAGAUCACAAACUCCAGCUCAACUCUUACAAUCAGGGAGCUGAGAGAGAGAGACUCAGGAGGAUAUCACCUCAUGAUCAUUACAGAAAAAGGAGAGGAACAUCUCAGCUCAACAGCUAUCAAUCUAACAGUUGCAGACCUGCAGUUAAGGACGAACUCACAGCCCAAACGGACACUGACCUGUAUCACUUCCUGCAAUUUGACCUCUGGAAUUAAUUCUUACACUUGGUACAAGGAUGGACAAAAAGUGAAAGGUGCAAAUCAGAUAUCUUUGGUUUUAUCCAGCAAGGAUGUUGGCAGCUACUCCUGCUCCGUAGUUAGCAGCUAUGAAGAAAUCCACUCUAAUGCAGUGUGUGUGCUUGAUCAGGACUGUUGGAUUGUGACCUACAGAGACAGAAGAGUGUGUGUUUUGGAGGGUUCUUCAGUGGAUUUUCCCUGCACUUACUCACAUCCCAGUGGUUAUAACAUUAAUGAAGCAUUCUGGCAUUCCAGAUGGUUUGAGGAGGAGCCAAUGGAUCUGCAUCAGGAAAAGAACUUUGCUGGUCAAGUGGAGUACAUUGGAGAUAAAGAGAGAAACUGCACUCUGAGAAUGAAAGGUGUGAAAAAGAAUGACUCUGGAGAUUAUUACUUUCGAUUCAUCACAAAAACUAAAGGAGGGAAAUUCUCUGGUAGACCUGGAGUCAUUCUGAAUGUUACAGAUCUGCAGGUGAGAGUGAUUUCCAGCACAGCAUCAGAUGGGACCACAAUAACACUGAUCUGUAGCAGCACUUGCACUCUGCCUAACAACCCCACUUACAUCUGGUACAAGAACAGACAGCCUGUAACUAACAAACUCACCAGAGACAACAAGCUGUACCUAAAGUGCAGUGAAGUUGCAGCAAACUACUCCUGUGCUGUGAGAGGACAUGAGGAGUUCCGCUCACCUGAUCAAACACUCAGUGACUGUCGAGAGGAGAGCCCAGGGUCAAAGCUGGUCACAGCGGCAGUGGUGGUCUUUCUGGCACUAAUACUCAGCAUAGCAGCUCUGUGGAUGUACUGGGUGAUCAGGAGGAAGAGAGGAGCAGAGAGAGACUUAGAUAUUCAGACUCCAGAUCCUGCAGACCACACAUACACAGCUCUGGAUCUCACCUACAGGACCUCAGAUUAUGAGACUCUGACACAUCUUACAGACUCUCCCAGUGACACAUACACAGCCUUAAACCCUGAAACCAUGAGCUCUGAUUAUGGCACUCUCACAAAUGUAACAGGCUCUCACAAUGACACAUACACAGCUCUGAACCCCGCGACCAUGUCCUCAGAUUACGACACUCUGGCAGUAAGUCUACAGUAG
Colossoma macropomum (tambaqui) is the source of this 1637-nucleotide messenger RNA. RefSeq lists its product as uncharacterized. The coding region runs from base 30 to 1637 and encodes 535 amino acids. The record is from RefSeq and is a predicted model, not a curated record. NCBI's taxonomy places the organism in Eukaryota, Metazoa, Chordata, Actinopteri, Characiformes, Serrasalmidae. The transcript has 10 exons.